Molecule: messenger RNA, 618 nt
Organism: Spodoptera littoralis (African cotton leafworm)
Lineage: Eukaryota; Metazoa; Arthropoda; Insecta; Lepidoptera; Noctuidae
Source: the annotation of a GenBank genome assembly
AUGUUUCUGCAGGGUCGUGUUAUAAUUGUUUGGUUAUCUUGGCUUAUUGGAGGUAUUUGCGGAGUUGUUAUUUUGUUAGUUAUAAUUUGUUACUGCCGCCUAAUGCCGCGUCAUCAGAAAUCGUUUGAUGAACAAUAUCUUAAGGAAAACUAUGCUAUCAAAGAAAAUCAUGCAUAUACUAGUCAGGAAAAUUAUAGGAUGAAACAUGCUGAGGUUCAAAUCCAGCGUCACACAAGACCAGUCAGUUAUGCCGGAGAUGCAGAGUGUAGAGGAAAUCGAGAAGCUCGCCAUCCACCGCAAUGCUAUGUCAACCGAGUUCCAGAUACCAGGGAGCAAUGCAUGCAAUAUGCGUCAAGCAGUAUGUUAGACGAAAUAGAUAGUGCAGCGAACAUUGAUGCACUGAAGACAAGAUCGCUCCCUGCAUUUCUUAGGCCCAAACCUCGGCCACUCUCCACCGAAGAUGACCUACAGCAACUGUACGCUAAAGUAAAUCUAAGCAAGAAAUACAAGAAUCGUAUGCGCAACGAACACGCGGCCAUCAUAGCUCUGAGUAAGUCACACAGCCAGUUCUUUGACGCGGACGCCGUCAUAGUUUAUGAUCAACGAACAGCGCUAUAA